Molecule: messenger RNA, 915 nt
Organism: Alternaria novae-zelandiae
Lineage: Eukaryota; Fungi; Ascomycota; Dothideomycetes; Pleosporales; Pleosporaceae
Exons: 2
Coding region: 1-915 (304 amino acids)
Source: RefSeq, a predicted model, not a curated record
AUGCCAACCGCAGUUGCGAAGGUCCAGCGGCAGGGAAUGAGCAAGGAGCUCUCUGAGCCUUUACCCGAGCCGGAGACUUUUGAGGGAUUGAAGGGGGUCAGGGAGAUCGCGGGGGAUCUGGCACAAAUAGGUGCAAACUCGGAGAUAGGCAUCGGCCGCGCAAGUGCGCAUCAAUUCGCGCGCAACGGCGCCCGCGCAAUCUACGUAUGCGACUUCGCCGACAACCACCUCGAGACACACAAGCGCCAACUCAACACCCUCUACCCCUCCACCGAGGUCCACAUCCGGCAAUUCGAUGCAGCAGACGAAGCAUCCGUACAAAAGGUCUGCCAAGAAGCUCUAGACACCUACGGCCGUCUCGAUGUCUUCUUCGCCAACGCAGGAAUCUCAUCUGGCAAGGUGUUCUGGGAGGAAUCAACAGAAGGCUUCAUGAACGUCCUGCGCACAAACGCUCUAUCCGUCUUCCUCGCCGCAAAACACGCAUCGCGCGCUAUGCUCAAGACCUCGGAUGAGAAACCAUACCCAAAGGGCAGCAUCAUCGCCACAGCAAGCGUAGCAGGUCUCCGCUCCAACGCCGGGCCCACAGACUACUCCGCCUCCAAAGCCGCCGUCAUCAGUCUCAUGCAGACGUGCGCAUACCAACUCGCCGGCUCCGGCAUCAGGUGCAACGCCGUCUGCCCUGGGCUGAUCGAAACGGGUAUGACGAGGGUCACGUACGACGCGGCGAGGAAGAGGGGUAGCGAGCAGAAGAUUGGUCAGUUGAAUCCACUUCAAAGAGGAGGGCAGCCGGAUGAGAUUGCGAGGGCGGUGCUGUUCCUGGCUAGUGAUGAGGCUAGCUAUGUUAAUGCGCAGGCUUGGGCUGUGGAUGGUGGGUUGAGUGGAGGACUGCCUUUUGUACCGGGGAAGUUGGCGUAG